Molecule: messenger RNA, 6837 nt
Organism: Hippoglossus stenolepis (Pacific halibut)
Lineage: Eukaryota; Metazoa; Chordata; Actinopteri; Pleuronectiformes; Pleuronectidae
Gene: shroom4
Product: shroom family member 4
Exons: 12
Coding region: 237-5900 (1887 amino acids)
Biological process (GO): actin filament organization
Cellular component (GO): apical plasma membrane; apical junction complex; cortical actin cytoskeleton
Molecular function (GO): actin filament binding
Source: RefSeq, a predicted model, not a curated record
CUCCUUCCCUCCGUCCCUCCACACUUCAUCCAUCCGCUCCUUGUUGUCGCUCCUGCGGGGAUGGAGCUGCCGAGACACCGCUACCGGCGCCGCUGAGCCCGCGACGGAGCACCGCAGCCCGGGCACCGCACCGGGGAGGAGGGCGGAGCAGAGAGUGAACGGAUACCGGAGGAAAAGAGAAAGAAAGAGAAAGAGAAAGAGAAAGAGAGAGAUAGAGAGAAAGAAAGAAAGAAAGGAUGGAAACGGUCGAGCAGCUCGUCUCCUUCCACCACAUUCAGGUCCAGUUGAGCGGGGGCGCGCCGUGGGGGUUCACGCUGAAAGGAGGACUGGAGCACGGGGAGCCGCUCAUCAUCACUAAAAUCGAGGAUGGAGGGAAGGCGGCGCACUGCAAGAAGCUGAAAGUCGGCGACGAGCUCAUCAACAUAAACGGAUCGGCCCUGUACGGCAGCAGGCAGGAGGCGCUCAUCCUCAUCAAGGGGUCGUACAGGAUACUGAAGCUCACCGUCAGGAGGCGCAACGUUCCUCUCCUCAGGCCUCACUCCUGGCACCUGGCGAAGCUGUCGGAGCUGCCCCUCCCUCCCCCUCCCCCGGCUCCUCCACCUCCUCCUCCACCUCCUCCACCUCCUCCUCCGACCUGCCUCCCCCCCGCCGACUCCCCUCCUCUCCCCCCGCCGCCGCCUCCGUCUGCCAUGCAGCUCCACCCCGGCCCCUACACAUUACCCUGGCACGCAACUGACAACAGUGACUUGUCCAUGCAGUGGGGUCAGCUGUCCAGACCUUACUCCUCCACCGACAGAAGCAGUUCCCUGGGCUCCAUGGAGAGCCUGGACACGCCGACGCCCACCGCACAGCCGUACUCCGACUCCCACAACUCCCCCGUGGACCCGACCCUCUUCAACAACAAGAGAGACUCUGCCUACAGCUCCUUCUCUGCCAGCUCGAACACAUCCGACUACGCAGCUGUGCCGCUGAAGCCCGGCGAAACCUGCUCCAUGGAUAACCUCCUCCAGAGCCUGGGGCCAGCGUGUGGAGACUACCCUGCUGGUGAUGCCUCGACCCUGGGGAGGUCGUCCACCGAGGCCCCGGACGAGGCACAGCUGGUUGCACACAAAUCCAGGUCACUCACCAGGCCGAGACGGAGGCCUGUGGAGGUGAGGGCGAGGCCUUCAUCCUGCUGUUAUGAGGUGGAGAGGAGGGGAGGGAACUUUGAGACUGUGAGAAAUGGAGAAGGAGGCGCGGAGGAGAGGAAGACGAGUCCUCCUCAGCCUCCAACCAGGAAGGACAGUUUCAGGGCAACAAGGAGUCACAGUAAUGCUGCCAACAAGCGCUGUGCCUCUGCUCCCAUUGAAGUGUCCAGUCUGACCUCUUACUUUGAGGAAAACCAGUCAUCCCUGAAUGUUGAGUCAGGGAUUCACAACGGCUUCGUCUCGGCCCCAGAAGAAAGUGACAAAACUGGACAUUUCAGAGAGGAAAGCUCAGACUCGCACUACACGCAGAGACAGACUAGAGACGUGACACACACCAGAUGUGACACUAGUGCUAACAAAGACUAUAGUUUAGACGCCACCUCAGAUCACCUUUCUGACCAGGUGACGACCUCCCCGGUCCCCGUCCCCUCGUCUCCUCCUGGCUCCUCACCUGCCCAAUCCUCCACGGAGGUUGAAGAGCAGUCGGACACCAAGCUCUCCCCUACGGGGCUACACCGGCACAGCGCCCCAGAGAAGCUCCUCGCCACACAACUCCAGUUGCUGCAGUUUAACAGUGACGGCUCGUCAUCGGAGCCUUACAGUCCGUCACACCCUCCUGAUCAGCUCCUGUGUAGCAGCCAGUGGUCCCAGUCCUCCCACCAACCUGCAAGGGAGGAGCAGGACGCCGCUCAUGACCCCCUCCAUGCCCCGUCAACCAAAUGGGACGGCAGCCGCUGUUCCACCCCAGGAUCUGUGUUCUUGGAAGGGGAUGGUGAUGUGUCGUGUGACAGACUCGAUGGGAUGUGUGUAAAUGGCGGGCCCCCCUCCUCAGAUCAGCAUCAUCACCCCUGGGGCCGCUCGGUGAGCGUACCAGUGGACCCCAGUGGAACCCAGGGAAAACUGAGCUCUGACCAUAUACUUGAAAGUGACUUUGAGCCUCUCAGUGCUGCUGCCAGUAUGGACACUUUACUGGAGGAGCAGAGAGUGGUGGACAGAGGAAUAGGUGGAGGAAAGAAGGAGGAGAACGUAGAAGGAGAGGCAACGAUGAAGAAGCUAACCCCGUCGAGGAACCAUCGACGGAACCGCCGUCGCAACGAGCGAUUUGCUACCAACCUCCGCAACGAGAUCCAAAGGAAAAAGGCCUCGCUGCAGAGGAGCCGUGGCCCGGGGGGGUUGCUCUGUAGUGGGGAGACUGUCCCGGAGGAGGAGGGUCCCGACCUCCAUGACGAACAGGAAGAGAGGAGCUCCAAAGUUGCAUUUGCUUCACCUGUGAUGCACGAAGACGUCAGGACAACAGCAGCAGCUGAGAAACCAAACACUUCAAAUGAAUCAACCCAUGACGCCUUGACUCAGCCUCCAUCAACAACCUGCACUCAGAGCAACAACACGUCCAGGUCUGUGCAGGUUCUGGACCCAGUCCUGCCCAGUUUUGGUGUCGGCAUUCGAGUUGUGGAAGAACCAGCUCCUGCCGGGAAAGCCCGCCGCUGGCGUUGGACCCCUGAGCAUAAACUCCAACCAGAACCAGAACUAGAGCAGGACCGACGGUGUAGGGUCCCGGAGGAGAGGGUAUUAGGGGUCACAGGAUCACGACAUGGGGUUUGUACCUAUACUUCCUCCUCCUCCUCCUCCACCUCCUCCCACAGCCGCACCUCUUCAUGUUCUCGGAUGGAGGAGACCGAUAUCCUUCCAUUUGCAGAUAGAAUGAAGUUUUUCGAGGAGACGAGCAAGAGCAUAUCUGGGUCGAAUGUUCCAAGUCUGUCGAGUCGUCGGCAGAAGAAACCCACGAACUACCCUGAGCACCAGGGAGGGGAGCUCAGUCUGCACCCAACCCAGAGGAGAUACUCCUACCAGGGGGCACUUCCACAGGAAAGCUCCCUGCUUUCAAACACUAUGGAGAGCAGGAGGCAGUCGGUGAGCACCAGCAGGGAGAGGCAGAGAGAGAAGGAGAUGGACCAGGCGAGGGAGAGGGAGGAGAGGGCAAGGGAACGAGAGAGGGAGGAGAGGGCAAGGGAACGAGAGAGGGAGGAGAGGUUGAGAGAAAGGGAGCGGCAGCAGGAGAAGGAAAGACAAGAGAGGGAGCUGGAAAUGGAGAGAGCGCGGCUGAGGGGGAUGCAGCGGGAGAGGGAUCGAGACGAGAGGAUGAGACAGUGGGAAAGGGAAAGAGAGAGGGAGCUAGAGCUGGAGAGAGAGAAAGAGAUGGAGAGACUCCAGAAAGAAAGAGAGGAAGAGCUCCAGAGAGAAAGAGAGGAAGAGCUCCAGAGAGAAAGAGAGAGGGAGGAAGUUGCUCAGCUCAGCUCGCGUCAGGAGUUUCGUGGCAAAGAAAAUCACCAAGACUUCCAACACAACUUCCAGCUCCAGCCUCGUGCGUUCUCCCAGAGCCAGAAUCCAGCCCCGCGAUCGGCCUUUCAUCCCGUCUGCACCCCCCCACAGUCCUUUGAGAACCAGCAGCCUCUGCAGCAGGGACACACGUCAAGGAGCUACACACCUACAGAGACGCAUCCUGCCCGAAAACAGGACACGACCACGCUCAACAGGAAGUACAGCCUGACCGAGAGGGACUACCCCGGCUGGAGGCGAGAGUCCAGACCCCCGGAGAGCGUCCCUCAGCCCCAGCAGCAGCUCCACCACGGUCGAUAUGGCCCCAGAGACGUGGACAGCAGCAACGGAUGUUCAUUCCCUCCCCCGCCGGCUCCCCUCGGGCUGCGAGGACGAGCCAUGUCCGAGAACGACCUCCGCUUUGACAGCAAUCACCGCUGGUCGCCGUCGAGUUGUGUGGCGACCAGUCAGACGCUGAGCGAGGUGGAGGAAGGAGCGGGGGGAGAAGCAGCGAGCACAGUCAGGCAGAACAGGAAGAAGACGCCGCCUCCGCCGAGACCGCCGCCGCCGAAGUGGGAGCAGUUCCACCGGAGGCGUGCAUCUCACCACAGCCUCUUCUCCUCCACCGCUCCUCACUCCAUCCCUCCCUCCAUCAACACAGCAGAGGGACACUAUGCGUCUCCCUCCUCCUCGUACCUCCCUCCUCCGGAGACGUCCAGGCAGAGGUCCUACAGUCUCCCCCCCGAGAGGAAAGAGGUGACGGAGGUCUGUCCCCGCUGCAGCUGCAACCAAACGCAAACCCAGGAACACACCUUUCCCCACGCCCCGUCCAAUCAGCAUCAGGCUCAGAACCGGUCCUUCACCAUCACUCCGCCCAGUCCCAUGUUCUCCAGACGGGCGUUCAGACCGGUGGCCCCGCCCCAGAGAGAGAGGGAGGGACACCUGCAGAGCUCGUACGGCGAGGAGGUGGAGGAGGAGGAGGAGGAGGAAGAGGAGGAGGAGGAAGUUGUAUCGUCUUUACCUUCACCACCGACGGACACAAGCAGGUCGUCUGAGGUUCACGACCACGAGAGGACGACAGCGAAACAGCAGCACAACGUGAGACCAGGAGCCGAGUGGGAGCGACCCCCUUCUCCCAGAGUUCACAGUGAAUCCGCUCGUCCUCCUGGUGUAGAAAACGGAGUUUCUCCUCCUGAAUCCUACUUUUCCAUCGACUACGAGCGGCAGCAGCAGCUCCGUGUGAACAGAGGCUUCCAGGCUGAGGAGCAGCCGAAGAUCCCAGAGCCAGGAACCGAGUCAGAGACGACCCUCAGCCCGAGUCCUGCGCACAGCCUGGAGGCCGACCUGGACGUCCCCAUGGAAACGGACAUCGAUGACUUCCAGGAGGAGGAGCUUCCAGGAGAGUUGGAACCGAUCACCAGCGAGCUCCCGUGCUUCGCGCUGCCAGUGACGGUCCUGGAGACGGACAUCGACACGUUUCCGGAUUCUGAGGCCUCGCCGUCGGGCAGGACGAGGGCGGAGAGCAGCUCCGUGGAGGAGGAGCUGGAGACCAGUGAGGGCAGCAGAGAGAGGCUGAGCCUGGAGGAGCUGUUCCCCCAAAACAGUGAGGGCGAGUCGGGCACGGAGAGCUGGAGGGGAGCCUACCAGAGCCCGGAGCACAACACCGACAGCUUGGACAGGCGCUCCGGGGCGAGCUCCAGCUGUUCGUCCUAUUACAGCACGUCGGCCGCCAAAGCUCAGCUCCUGUCGCAGAUGAAGGACUUCACCGACCACAGGGACAGAGACGAGGACGACGAGCUGACGUACAAGCAGAAGCAGCUGAUGGAGAGUCUGCGUAAGAAGCUGGGGGUGCUGAGAGAAGCUCAGAGGGGUCUGCAGGACGACAUCAGAGCCAACACUCAGCUGGGAGACGAGGUGGAGAACAUGGUGGUGUCGGUGUGUAAGCCCAACGAGGUGGACAAGUUCCGCAUGUUCAUCGGCGACCUGGACAAGGUGGUGAGUCUGCUGCUGUCGCUGUCCGGGAGGCUGCUGCGGGUGGAGACCACGCUGGACACGCUGGACCCGGAGACGGAGCAAAAUGACCGGUUCCCUCUGCUGGAGAAGAAGCGUCAGCUCAUGCGGCAGCUGUCGGAGGCCCAGGACCUGAAGGACCAUGUGGACCGCAGAGAACAGGCCGUGAGCCGGGUGCUGGCCCGCUGCCUGUCGCCCGACCAGCACAGAGACUACAGUCACUUUGUGAAGAUGAAGGCUGCUCUGCUGGUGGAGCAGAGGCAGCUGGAGGAUAAGAUCCGGCUGGGAGAGGAGCAGCUGAGGGGGCUGAGGGAGAGUCUGGGACUGGGACUGGGACUGGGACUCGGGAUGGGACUGGGAAUGUCGAUGGGAUACGGACAUUACUGAAGAAAGAAGGAUCUGAAGAUGCUUAACUCCGAAUCGGUUUGAAGACGAUGGAGGACAGAGCUCGAGACAGAGUCGAGUUUAAGAUCAAAACAACGUUCAGUUUAAAUGUGUUCAUUUGGUUUAUCGCUGAGAUCUGAGAUGAGAAGAUUGAUCUCAUAUCUCUCUGUUCGAUUUGAAGCUACAGCUAAUUAGCUUAGCAUAAGGCAUGGAAACCAUAUGCUAGCUUGGCCCAGUCCAACCUAAGGACUGGAUUUGAAGAUGGACGAGAGGACGGCUGCCGACAUCGAACAACAGAAACACACCACAGCUCAUCUCUGUGAUCUGAGAUCAGAGGAGGUCGAACCUGGUUUUCCUCCCGUUCGGAGACUGGAACCGUUUCAUCCUGAGGUUCUCUGAGCCUGAAGCACGUACUGUAACACUCCUCCACUCUCAACCGAUCACACUACGUUGCCAAAGACAUUUCCACUUGGUGCUGCUUAUUGUUUCUUUCUUUUCUUGUGUAUUUAAGUCUCAGAGAAACUUGGUGCUUCGUGCUAAGAAACGACAAAACUCUGGAAAAUGUCCGGACUCGCUUUUCCCGAACAUUUUCCAGAUUCAUGUCUGAAAUCGUUAACGACACUAAAGUCCCGAUGGUGACGUCCAGUUUGCAGCUUCAUUAACCGUCACUGGGACGUUAGCUAAACGUAGAAACACGUAAACCGUAUAAUCCGGCAUCGCAUCACUUCGCAUUCUUCGUAACGUCCGCGGCUGUAACUUGUUUCACUUUGUGGAGUUUGAGACUCCACCGACUGUUGUUCUGUACAGAAGACACUUGUGUUUAUAUUGUAUACCGUGUGUAUAUAAUGAUUUGAUUUGUUUUUUAUGACUGGAAUUGUUUGUAAAAGAAAUGAGAAGAUCGGAGAGUAAAGGAAGUUUCCUGUGUUUAGAUCAGAUUGAA